This is a messenger RNA of Emiliania huxleyi CCMP1516, 931 nucleotides long. RefSeq lists its product as hypothetical. The transcript has 4 exons. Lineage: Eukaryota; Haptophyta; Isochrysidales; Noelaerhabdaceae. The record is from RefSeq and is a predicted model, not a curated record. Gene Ontology annotation, biological process: lipid metabolic process. Bases 1 to 804 code for a protein of 267 amino acids.
AUGGCGCCGACGGCUGCGGCACUCUCGCUCGACGCGGCGGUCGGCUACUCUCUCGCCGCGAGCCUCGCGUACUCGCCGCCCGCCGAGCUGCGGCGAGGCAGCGGCGGCUACCAGCAGCGCCUCGCACCCCGCCUCGCCUUCUCGCAGCAGGUAGAGGUCGACCGUCUGCGCGCCAGCGCGACACUCUUUGAGAUGGAGGAGCAGGACGGCGUCUGCGUCGCCUUUCGCGGCUCCACCGACCUGAAAAACUACCUGUCCAUGUUCAACCUCUUCUUCGAGCCGAGCCGACUGGGCACCGCAAAAGGCGGGCGCGUGCACCGCGGCUACCAGGAGGCGUCGCUCGAGCUCUACGACCGCCUCUCGCCGCUCCUCGCCAGUCGGCAGCCGCAGCGCCUGGCCUUCAUCGGCCAUUCGUACGGCGGAGGCACCGCCACCCUGUGCGCCCUCGCGCACGCCGAGGCUGGCGGCGAGGCUGGCGGCGAGGCUAGCUCCGUCGACGAGGUGGUCACCUUUGCGGGCCCUCGGGUCGGAGACACACAGUUCGCCAUGCGCUACGACGAGCUGCUCGGAGAGCGGACCACCCACUACGUGCACGACCUCGACCCCGUCCUCGCGCAGAACCAGCCGCUCUGGAACGCGCUCGGCUUCGUGCACACGGGCCGCCGCGUCCGCUGCGCCGCCGCCGAGCCACGGCUGCUCGCCGACGGCGACCCAUCGCUCGGCGCGCCGCUGAACUUUGCCGACCACGGCCGCUACCUCGGCACUGUUCUCGGGCCCAGCCCGGCCGGCUGGGGUCAGGGGUAGACUGAGGAAGUCCACUGAGGUACACCGCGUGCGUCGAGACACAGAGAGGCGAUCCGAGCACGCGCAGCCCCGAGCGACGAGUCAUCAGUCGUGCGACGUGUUGCGGUUUCACUAUUCACAGAGUAAA